This is a messenger RNA of Carica papaya (papaya), 948 nucleotides long. RefSeq lists its product as uncharacterized. NCBI's taxonomy places the organism in Eukaryota, Viridiplantae, Streptophyta, Magnoliopsida, Brassicales, Caricaceae. The record is from RefSeq and is a predicted model, not a curated record.
AUGUCUGAAGGAGAUGACUCUUUCUCUGAUGAGAAACACUCGCCGCCUAUAUCCAACACAAAGCUCACCUCCACGAUCCUUGAUUCAAUCAAGAUUUUCUUCAGAAACAAACGCAUCUUCCUCUUUAUCUUCUUCUUCCUCACCCUCCCUCUCUCCCUCCUCCUCUUCUCCCUCUCCUUCUCCUCUCGCCCCCUCAAAGCUCAGAUCUACCACCUAGAGGCCAUCGCCGCACUCACCCGCACGCGCUUCGAGGCCCGCCAUGUCUGGCAAGAAUCACGAGCCGAGGCUCUCUCCCUUCUUCGCCUCAAGUCCCUUUUCUUUCUCCCUUCCUUUCUCCUCUCCCUCCUCUCCUGCCUCGCCGCCGUCACCUCCACAUCUCUCUCCUAUAACCGCCGCCGACCCUCUCUCAUAUCCUCAUUUUCCGCUGCGAAGACCGCAUGGAAAAGGGUCUCCGUCACCGCCAUCUUCGUCUACGGUCUCCUACUCCUCUACGCCCCGGUUCCGAUCUUUAUUGCAGCUCCUUUCAGCUCCGAACCCAGGUUGAAGCUGGCGGUUCUGGUUGCCGCGUCGGUUUUCGAAAUUUACCUGAUGGGGGUGAUGGGUCUGGCGCUUGUGGUGUCCGUCGUGGAGGAGAGGUUCGGGUGGGAGGCGAUCCGGGCCGGAUCGGAGGUGAUGGAAGGAAGAAGGGUUGCCGGAUGGGCUUUGUCAGCGUCGUUCAUCGCGGUGUCGGGUUUCGUCGAUUACAAGCUGGAGGAAUUGAUGGAGGAUCUGGAUUUAUCCACGUUGUCGUGGUGGACGGUGGUGAUUGAAAGGUGGGAUGCAGUGGCACUGGUUCUUUUGUACGGAAUAGAAGUGUUGUGGUGCUACGUAGUUACUACAGUUUUUUACUGCGGGUGCAAGAAACGGCAAGUAAUCAAGGGUGAAGACGCGAGCUUUGUUACUGUUUAA